UAAAGAAAGUUACGGCCGGCUUCAUUCUCCGACAACGCAGGGGAGAAGGAGAUGCCAUUUCGCCCUCCUCCUUCCUCCAAUCUCACAAGGAUCUACAGCUUGCACAUCUUCACUCCACGACACUUCCACGACCUUCAAUAUGAAGUCAAAUGUGACUAUUGACUUCCACGUGGCACUUCCUCAUUCGCUGGUGUUUUCCCUCCGACAAAUCAUCCACGUUCACUUGGCUUCUUACAGUCAACUCUUCCUCUAAAACCAUGCAAUAUACAUAAAACCAGACAUCUCUGCAUCUCACUGUCUUCGUGAUCCGUCCCAAUGGCGUCGUCGGCGAGCAUCUUCCUCACUCUCUUCCUCUCCGCUCUUCUUCUCCUGAACUCGCCGUCUCUUUCGCUCGCCGUUGACUCAGAUCUUGAUGAAGACGUCGCUUUCCUCGCUUCCGAGGAAGCCAAGGAACAUGCCCAUGUCCCCUACGGAGAUGACCACGACCAGUUCCAUUACCAAGACUUCGAAAACUACGAAGACUUCGAAUCCGGAGAAGGCGGGUACGAGCACGGCGGAGCGCACGAGGAGGAGCCGCUGUUUCCGGCGGUGGACGAAAAGGACGUGGUGGUGCUGACGAAGGAGAAUUUCACGGGUUUUGUGGGGAACAACAGCUUCGUGAUGGUGGAGUUCUACGCGCCAUGGUGCGGACACUGUCAGGCUUUGGCGCCGGAGUAUGCGGCGGCGGCGACGGAGCUGAAGGGCGUGGCGGCGCUCGCGAAGCUCGACGCGACGGAGGCAGGCGAGCUCGCUCAGAAGUACGAGGUGCAGGGGUUCCCGACAGUGUUUCUGUUUGUUGAUGGAGAAGUACAGAAGACUUAUGAAGGGGAAAGGACCAAGGACGCAAUCGUGACUUGGGUGAAGAAGAAGAUCGGCCCAAGCAUCCAAAACAUUACUACAACCGUUGAGGCAGAACGUGUCUUGUCCGCUGAACCAAAAAUCGUUUUCGGAUUCCUCAACUCGUUAGUGGGUCCGGAAAGUGAAGAGCUUGCAGCUGCUUCCAGGAUGGACGACGAUGUUAGCUUUUACCAAACUACGAGUCCUGAAGUUGCGAAGAUAUUUAAAAUCGAAUCCGAAGCCAAGCGUCCUUCCUUGGUCAUUCUGAAAAAGGAGGAUGAGAAACUCGCCAGUUUCGAUGGAAAUUUCAUUAAGGCAGCUAUAUCAGAGUUUGUGUCAGCAAACAAAGCUCCCUUAGUGAUUAAUUUCACGAGGGAAAGCGCAUCACUCAUCUUCGAAAACCCGAUAAAAAACCAACUCAUUCUAUUUGCUGCUGCAAACGAAACCGAGAAGCUCCUUCCCACUUUCAGGGAGGUGGCAAAGUCCCUUAAGGGAAAGUACGUCUUUGUUUAUGUGCAAAUGGACAAUGAAGAUUAUGGACAAGCUGUUUCUGAUUUCUUCGGUGUUACCGGAACCGCCCCGAGAGUGAUGGUAUACACUGGAAAUGAAGAUACGAGGAAGUUUCUUCUGGAUGGUGAAUUGACACUCGAGAACAUUAAGACAUUUGCAGAAGAUUUCUUAGCUGACAAACUAAAGCCUUUCUACAAGUCAGAUCCCGUGCCCGAGAAAAAUGACGGUGAUGUUAAGAUCGUUGUUGGCAACAACUUUGACGAGAUCGUUCUUGACGAAUCAAAGGACGUUCUUCUCGAGAUAUACGCUCCUUGGUGCGGCCAUUGCCAAGCACUCGAGCCAACUUACAACAAGCUCGGGAAGUAUCUCAGAGGCGUCGAGACACUUGUCAUAGCCAAGAUGGAUGGCACAACCAACGAGCAUCCUCGAGCUAAGGCUGAUGGCUAUCCAACAAUCCUUUUCUUCCCCGCUGGAAACAAGAGCUUCGACCCGAUCACUGUGGAGGCCGACCGAACUGUGGUGGAAAUAUACAAGUUCCUGAAGAAGCAUGCAUCCAUCCCUUUUAAACUCCAGAAGCCGGCAUCCUCCGCUUCUGAACCGGUCAUUGCCAUUGAAGAGCCGAAGAAGGUUUCGUCUGAUGGAAAGGAUGAGUUGUGAUGAUGCCUACUGGGAAACUUGAUAGAUGAACCCUAACGUCCAAAAGGGUUUCCAUUGAUGACAAAAAAAAACGAGUUUUUUUUGUUUGUUGUUGUUGUAACUUUAGAAUUGUUGUAUGCUGUGAUUUGGGGCAAUCGAACAAAGAAGAGAAGCAUGUUUCUGAAGAAUAUGUUCAUUUCAUUUCUUCUAUCCAAGAGAAGCAGUCUCAGUUCUGUCU
Messenger RNA from Tarenaya hassleriana, 2260 nucleotides. Its product is annotated as protein disulfide isomerase-like 1-3. Lineage: Eukaryota; Viridiplantae; Streptophyta; Magnoliopsida; Brassicales; Cleomaceae. Gene Ontology annotation, biological process: response to endoplasmic reticulum stress; protein folding. The transcript is spliced from 13 exons. Gene Ontology annotation, molecular function: protein disulfide isomerase activity. Bases 316 to 2043 code for a protein of 575 amino acids. Gene Ontology annotation, cellular component: endoplasmic reticulum. The record is from RefSeq and is a predicted model, not a curated record.